Messenger RNA from Larimichthys crocea (large yellow croaker), 3985 nucleotides. Its product is annotated as carboxyl-terminal PDZ ligand of neuronal nitric oxide synthase protein. Gene Ontology annotation, molecular function: nitric-oxide synthase binding. Bases 485 to 2488 code for a protein of 667 amino acids. NCBI's taxonomy places the organism in Eukaryota, Metazoa, Chordata, Actinopteri, Sciaenidae. The transcript has 11 exons. The record is from RefSeq and is a predicted model, not a curated record.
AGAGAGAGAGAGAGAGAGAGGCGGGUGCAGCACCAACAGGACGAGAUUCUUAAUAAAUAAAUAAGAAAUACCCACAGCGAGCAACAUCACCUGCAGAGACAUAAACACCGCCUCUUACGCUGGAUUUCCCCCCUUGGCUUUUACGCACACGCAUCUUGCGCACACGCACGCACACUCUGCCUGUUUCCUUUUUUUUUGCGGGAAGCGUUUCAGGAAGGAAAUCCCGAAGUGUUUCUCGGUGUCACUGGAAAAAAGAAAAGAGGGCGCCCAAAUCUGUCUGUCCCUCCAGAGGACGGGACCUUUUUAUUUAUUUAUUUAUUUAUUUUGGCGUUUCCACCGGGAAGUCACUCCUGGAGGUGCACCGUGCUCACACAUGGGGCUUGUGGCGCGUUUCAGAGCCGGGGACGACAUCAUCUGACAUCCCCCUAGUUUAGUUUGUUAAACAGUGUGUUUUAAAACCGCGUGUCGGGUCCGGUAGCCCGUGAUGCCCGCGAGGAACAGGUACAACCUGGUGGACGACGUGGCGGACUCGAGGGUCCCCCUCCAUAAUGAAGAGGCUUACCAGCAUGGGAUUAGUUUCCAAGCUAAGUACGUGGGGAGCCUCGACGUGCCGAGGCCAAACAGUCGGAUGGAGAUCGUGGCAGCCAUGAGGAGAAUCAGGUAUGAAUUCAAGGCCAAGAACAUCAAGAAGAAGAAGGUCAGCAUCGUGGUGUCUGUGGACGGGGUCAAGGUGAUGCUAAGGAAGAAACAGAAGAGAAAAGAAUGGACGUGGGAUGAGAGCAAGAUGAUGAUCAUGCAAGAUCCAAUUUACAGGAUUUUCUACGUGUCUCACGACUCCCAGGACUUAAAGAUCUUCAGCUACAUUGCAAGAGACGGUUCCAGUAACUCCUUCAGAUGUAACGUCUUCAAGUCGAAGAAGAAGACGCAGGCCAUGCGUAUUGUUCGGACAGUAGGUCAGGCCUUUGAAGUGUGCCAUAAGCUCAGUCUGCAGCAUGCAGAGCAGGAUGCAGACGGACAGGCGGAUGGAGAGAGCGACAAGUCCUCAGAGGAGACCAGCAGCCAUGGUCGUAAACUGACGGGCGCAGAGCAAGAGGAGGAAGAUGACGGCAAACUGGGAGGAAGACGAGCAGGAGAAGAUCCUUCAGCCGGCGCUUCGCUCUGCGAAAAGGCCGUCGGUGACAUUCUGCAGAGUCUGGCCGAACUGAACGUGGUAAAACCCGGACAGACCAUCAUAGACUUUGAUCGAAGGUCACUCUUCACUGUGACAUCCCAAGGCGUCACUCCCGGCAGCCCUUGCUCCCGAUCUCUCACCCCGCUGGCGUCGCAGCACUACCUGCAGCUUCUCCAGCAGCAGCUGCAGCAGCAGCAGCAGCACACGCAGGUGGCCGUCGCACAGGUGCAGCUGCUGAAGGAUCAGAUGGCAGCGGAGACUGCAGCUCGUAUGGAGGCUCAGGCCCGUGUCCACCAGCUGCUGCUGCAGAACAGGGACUUGCUGCAGCACCUGGCCCUACUUGUGCAGCAGCUGAAAGAGCUGGAAGCCCGUUCCCCAAAAACAACACAACCAGAGCCGCCACAACAGGAGCCUCAGGCUAAUGGGCACAAUGGUCCACAGUCAUCGUGCGGCUCCACAUCAGCCAAGUCUUUGUCCCUGAAUCUGAAGAAUCACUACAGCCAGACGCCCUUAGACCAGCUCAUCACCUCCACACCUUCAUGGCCUCUCCAAACCUCAUCCCUCUCCCCGACCCAAGUGGACUGCGCCGAGUCCUACCUGAACCUGCUAAACCUGGAGAACAGCACCAAACCGGACGCACCGGUCAACGGAGAGCUGGACUCCUUCAUUAGGGCCAACGCGGCGGCCGAUAACAAGGAGAGCUCGUGCAAUGACAUCGUCCCGUUCAGGAACUCGGCCAACAUGGACGAAAAGUGUAAACAGAUGAUCCCCAAACUUGACCCCCCGCCACCAUCCAUGAACCGCAAGAGGGCCAGCAGGACCUUGUCUCCGGGGGUGGACCUCGCAGCUGCGUCCACGCCGGGAGAGGUCACGGCUAACGAUGCGGCCGCCAGCCGCAGCAGCAGCCUCUCGUUCCCAGACGGCACCCCCGGCUCCUUGUCGUCCGCUGAUUUCCACUCGCUAAGCAACUGCGAGAGCAGCUCCUGCUCGGCCAGCGAGGACUCGGGCGUCCGCUCCGAGACCAAGUCCCUGCUGUCUCCGCUGCGCGAUGACGACGACCUGUUCGGGGACCGCGGGACGUUUUUGACAGCCUCCAGCGGCUGCGACAGCCCCCUGGAGGAGAGGUGCGAAGAGGUGCUCUCUCCGUCCGAGUCGUAUCCCGCCGAGUCCCCCAACUUGGUCUCACAUUCGGACACCUACGAGCACCCACUGCCCUUCUCCUCUCCCAUGAACGACACCUGCCUUCACAUCAGUUUCUCUGAGGAUGAGCUGCUGGAGAGCAGCCAGGAAGACCCCAACAUCCCACAGCGGAGUUAGGAGGAUGAGCUGAGAGGCCCCUCACUGUGUCCUUCAAUCAGCUUUUAAUGCAAUACUCACUGUCAGACCCUCUUAUGUUUGCACUGGGCUCCAUUUCAGGACCUUUAAUUUUUUUCCGUCCACUUGUGACACAGUACAGACAUAGCAUAUACCAGUUACUGAAAAAUAAUCUAUCGUAUAAAUUAUUAGCCGACGGACAGAUUUAGUAUUUUUGUAAUGAAAUUAAUGAUCUUUAAUUUACUUUGUAGUGACUAGAAUGUUAAGCAGAAUACAUGUAGCAAUUCUUGCACUGUUAAGGUCACGCGUAAUUUACCGUAGAAUUCAAAGCCAAUGAGGGAACACAUUUUAUUUUUGCUAGUAGUCAACAUUAAAACGUUGUUUUGUAUGAUGCGUCGCCGCGGUGGGAAAAUGACUGAAAUGAUUUUCUUGCAGAUUUGAUACGCGAUGAUUGACGCGGAUGUUGGGAAGAGCCUCUCCGACUGGAAAGCACCUGCCCGGAUGAUGGGUGGAAAGAAAAGAACAAGAAAGUCAGACAAAGGGACAAAGAAAUGAGCAGAUGUAGUUGUUUUCUGGGUUUAUACGCAUCCGUUUAUGGCUGUGUAGUAUGUUUCGUUUUUUUUUAAACAUGAGGGUUGAGAGGGUUUUAGAACGUUGCUACUCGUGUUUGGGUUUUUCAGACUGGUAGGCCUCAAAGCAGUUGAUUCUGCUGAUAGCAUGGAUGUAAUCCUUCAAAACAAAAAAAGGAUUUACACGUUGAAUUAAAAAUAUUUUAGUUUUUAGAAACCGCACACUUAAAAAAAAAAAAAAGCAGACACAAUGGCUAUAAAAGCUUUGGAUUGCACCUGUCUGGGUGAAGAGUCUGUCAUAAAAUGAACCCUCAGACUCAAUAGGAAAGGUAAUUGAGGAAUCACAAAGGACCUCGGAUGGAAGAAAGAAAGCUCGGCAGAUGGAUUUUCUCUGUUCGGUCUCGCUUUGUGAAAUCCUGAAUAACCAGCAAAUCGGUAUAUAUAGUAUAUAGUCUUUUUAUUUGUGUGUAGCUUCAUCUAAACAUUGGAAAAUGUUUCAGCUUCAUUGGUGUGGAGCUACGAUUAGACGAGGAAUCAUGAAUUUUAAAUGAAUUACUGGCUCCAGUGUCUCAAAUGUAAACAUUUUCAGGAUAUUUAAUGUUUUUAAUCUGCAAAUUACUUGAAAAUCAAAGUAAUGAUUAGUUGCCGCCCUAGAACUGAACAUGUAGCAUCAAACGUGCAUGUGCGAAUAGUGUGUUAUUGAAUUAAGCAUACUGGUGUGACCUUGGACAGGUAGAAGCGACGGUAGAUUGAAGUGAGAGGAAGCAGCUGAGGUGCGAGGAGAGAGGGGCGGUGUUAAAGGUGUAAAAUACCCACAGGUGAAGCUUGUAACACCCGGAAACGAGGCUCUUCUCAACAUCACACGUGGCAGGGAGAUAUGACAGCAAUAACUGGUGGAAGAAAAAAAUAAUAAAGAGGAAUAGUUGAAGAA